Labrus bergylta (ballan wrasse) is the source of this 3523-nucleotide messenger RNA. RefSeq names its product LIM homeobox 1a (gene lhx1a). Gene Ontology annotation, cellular component: nucleus. The record is from RefSeq and is a predicted model, not a curated record. Gene Ontology annotation, biological process: regulation of transcription by RNA polymerase II; neuron differentiation. Gene Ontology annotation, molecular function: zinc ion binding; DNA-binding transcription factor activity, RNA polymerase II-specific; RNA polymerase II transcription regulatory region sequence-specific DNA binding. Lineage: Eukaryota; Metazoa; Chordata; Actinopteri; Labriformes; Labridae.
UCAUCCCAGCAAACACAACGUACUGGAGACUGAGGGCAUCCCAGCAUUCACACUGACUACUACAGGACCCGCCAGCGCAUCCCAGCAUACCCCCGCCAGCACGAGCUUAACAUCCAGGAUCACCGGACUGAGCGCGAGGGGAAACACUUUUUUGUUUUAUCUUUUUGGGUGUGUUAUUUUGUUUCUUGCUGGCUUUUAAGCAUUGGAUACGCUGCCAUGUCAAAGUACACUGAAUUAUUUAUAGGCGUGCGUGUCUUGUUGUGUGACAGCUCUGCCCUGAAAGCUUUUUAUUAGACGCCUCUUCCAGCCCUGACUGGCACACACGACGCUUCUCUCAGCCGAUGCGCCGGGACAACCAAGCUGGCUCCGGUCUCCUCGCCUGAGCUAAUCUGCAGCUUCUUUUGCUAAAUUCUACAUUUUGGUUUAGCCUCGGAUCGAAUAAAGGACUGGUUAUUUUCCUCCCUUGGCUUCUCAACUUGAGUGAAAGGACGCGGCCGUAUCCCUCCCUGCCUCUUCCUUUUGUGGACGCUGAUUCUUUUUACGCAUGCAGGGAGAAAUCUGUGGUGACACCUGAUCGACUGGCUUCUCCGCGCACAUUGACCCGGGAGCUCCAGGCGAAUCAGGGAGAGGAGAAAGCAGAUACACGGUCAAUGCUCGGACUGUGCUGUUGAUUUUGUUUGUGUGUGUGAGCGCUCUUCAUUUGUGGGGUUUGUUGCCCAGCCAAAGCCAUGGUCCACUGUGCCGGCUGCGAGAGGCCUAUCCUGGACCGUUUUCUGCUAAACGUGCUGGACAGAGCCUGGCACGUCAAGUGCGUGCAGUGCUGCGAGUGCAAGUGUAAUCUGACAGAGAAAUGUUUUUCUCGAGAAGGGAGACUUUACUGCAAAAAUGAUUUCUUUAGGCGGUUCGGCACUAAAUGUGGCGGUUGUUCGCAGGGCAUCUCACCGAACGACCUGGUCCGGAGGGCCCGGAGCAAAGUGUUUCACCUCAACUGCUUCACGUGCAUGAUGUGCAAUAAGCAGCUCUCCACCGGAGAGGAGCUCUACAUCAUAGACGAGAACAAGUUCGUUUGCAAAGACGAUUACCUAAACAACGCCAGUGUGAAAGACAGCAACCUCCUCUCAGUUACGGCAUGCAGUGACCCCAGCUUAUCGCCGGACUCUCAAGACCAGCUCCAGGACGACGUGGUUCUGAAGGACACGGAGAUCGCCGCCCUGUCCGACAAAGAGACGGUGAAUAACGAGAACGACGACCAGAACCUCGGGGGGAAGCGGCGCGGCCCGCGGACCACCAUCAAGGCCAAGCAGCUCGAGACGCUGAAGGCGGCGUUCGCUGCGACCCCCAAACCCACCAGACACAUCAGGGAGCAGCUGGCCCAGGAGACCGGCCUCAACAUGAGGGUCAUCCAGGUUUGGUUUCAGAACCGACGUUCCAAAGAGAGGCGCAUGAAGCAGCUGAGCGCGCUAGGCGCACGGAGACACGCGUUUUUCCGGAGCCCAAGGCGGAUGAGGACGCUGGUGGACCGGCUGGAGCCCGGGGAGCUGAUCCCCAACGGGCCCUUCUCUUACUACGGAGAUUAUCAAAGUGAGUACUAUGGUCCGGGAGGAAACUACGACUUCUUCCCUCAGGGGCCUCCGUCGUCGCAGGCCCAGACCCCGGUCGAUCUCCCCUUCGUGCCCUCCUCAGGCCCCACAGGCACCCCACUCGGAGGUAUGGACCACCCCCUGCCGGGCCACCACCCCUCCAGCGAGGUGCAGCGCUUCUCCGAUAUCAUGUCCCACCACCCGGGGGACUCUCCCAGCCCAGAGCCCGGCAUCCCGGGGCCCCUCCACGGUAUCUCCUCUGAGGUGUUUGGCCCCAGUCCACCUUUUACCUCACUGUCUCUGAACGGCAGCGGAUACAACAACCACCUGUCCCACCCACCCUCGGAAAUGAACGAGGGCACCGUGUGGUAGCUUUCAGAGAGAGCGGACUCUGCUGGAGAGAGAUUCAGUAACGGAGUGUGAGGUUUGGAGGUGUUGGGGGGCUUGGGGUCGAAAAACAGGGGCAUGGAAAUCGACAGGCAUCAGUAUUUUUUGGGGUGUUUACAUAUUUAUUUAUUUAUUAUUUGAUUUGUUGAUCUUUUCUGUGGGAAAAGGGAUAAAAAAAAUAUGUUUUAAACAUUGUCCUUGGUAUUGUGUUUGGGUGUUUGAAUCGCUUCUUUUUGCCCCCACCCACCCUGGACUUUAAAUAAAAUAAAUAACUGGGCAAGACUGCUGAAGUGGCACCGUUUCACCCCCCUUCUUUGGGCCCCUGGGGCACCCUGUCACCCCUCCUGACUCCUGUCGGUGGCCCAGCACAGCGACCAAACCCCCAACACUCACUGGUGGGGUGUAAACUACCAUUCUGAGAUCUCCUGUAGUACGUCCUGAACAUGAAAACAUCCUUAGCUACUGUCAAAGACUUGGAAAGCUUUACAGAAAGAAGAAGGGGGCCGAGGAUCGGCGGUGUGCUGACCCGGCACUGUAGGAAAGCUGAGCGGAGUUCAAACUGCGUUUGAGGCGCUCAACUCGUCCCUAUUUAUUCAGAAGCUCCUCAGACCUCUUUGCCUCUUGAGGCUCUGCCAUAUUGACACUUAACCUUUUUGACACUAUAUUUCUGAAGGCCAGAGGAAAUGACAAUGUUUCCUCCUUCCUACUGGACUUUUCCUAUUAUUUUUUUUCUUGUCUUGGUUUCAGAAUGUCCACCAAAUCUGAAGAAGGCCGCCUUCAAAAGGCAAACAGUAAAAACCCUCUACGGAUUGCAAACCCUUUAUUUAAAAAUGGAAAUGAACUUGAAAUGUUGAAAUGAAGUCUACCUUCUAAAAAUCUUCUACCGGGGUUCUAAAUGGGACUUAGAACAGUCAACUGUUUACGUGAUCUAUUUAAUUCAGGAGUCCAGAAGUCUCGAAAACCAUGUUUUAGAACCUCUCGAUCCAUAUAAAAAUGUUCCAAGCAACCAACCAAACUUUUGUAUUGAUUUCAUUUAUAUUGUAUGGAGAUAAAAAAAAAAAACACAUUUGCUGGGUUUGUGGUUCACUGUGCUAGUUUGUACAAGAUGUUGUUUACAAAAAAAGCUGAAAAAAAAGAAUAAAAACAUAAGUAAAGUAGACAUUUGCCAAACUAAAAAAAAAAAGUAUAGCACAAAUCCUGUGCUUUGCACCAUCAUCUGCAGAACGUGUUGAGACAAAAUGUACGUGUUCAAAGGAGUAAUUGACUUCUUAAUUUUUUAGUCUGCUGAAAAUACAUUCAUAAAAUUGUUAAUAUGACAUACUUAGACAGGUUUUAUUUUUGUGUCUUCAAAGGAGAAAAAUCCCAACUAUUAAAAAUUGAUGGUCAAAUAUGCGGCGAGUAGCUGCUACAUCUCUUUGAAUAUCAAGCCCUCAUGGUAUGUCUUUUAUUGUUCCAAUAAACCGAAGCUUAUGUGACCUCCAGUGCAUAUUAGACCAUUCACUGUAUAAAUCCAACAUGUUGACAAAAAUGUGUUUCUAAUAAAACUAGAAAAUAUA